Messenger RNA from Cladophialophora immunda, 1686 nucleotides. RefSeq lists its product as uncharacterized. The transcript has a single exon. The record is from RefSeq and is a predicted model, not a curated record. The coding region runs from base 135 to 1313 and encodes 392 amino acids. Lineage: Eukaryota; Fungi; Ascomycota; Eurotiomycetes; Chaetothyriales; Herpotrichiellaceae.
GGUAGUCACUGUGUUGGAAUAUGGUACAAGUUCUGGUGGCUCGCCGUCUUUCUACCUCUGGUCCCUCCCGACCAAGUCGUUCAUUCUUGGAGGCAUCCCUCCGUUCCGUUCGUUCCUCUUGACAGCCUCCAAUCAUGCAUAUUCGCGUUUUGGCCGCUGUGGCCGGCUUUGCUGGCAUUUCGUGGGCCGCUCCUGGCUAUCCAGCAGCUCCUAACCGUGGACCCGGCUCCCAGUCAACCAGCACUUUAUGCUACACCAAGAUGGCCACGACUCCCGCAGUUUGGAGGACAACUACCAGUUGGACAACCCACUAUACUCCCUGCACAUCGACCACGACCGUGACUGUCACCAAGACUUCGACUCCUUCCCAAGGCACGUCCACGUCUACCGUUGUCACGACGACCACUUCGAUUGGUCCUACCGUGACGGACACGGCCAGUUCCACAUUGACGGUGACCAACACUCAAAGCACCACCACCACCAGUACAGUCUCCACAACCACAACCACAACCACAACGUCCAGCGUCGCAUCAACGGUCCCUGCUCCUGUUGCAUUUAUCCCAGUCCAGACCAGCCUGCCGGGCUCUUCCUAUACAGGCUCUGGUGGAAGCAGCCCCGUCUCGAAAAAGCGAGACCUCGUUCACGAAGCCCUCGUACCCAAAUCCAACGUCGAGCCCAGUGCCCAGAUCCCACCGCACGGUCCAGGCAUCUCUCCCAACCAACAACGAAUCCCCCAGGGCGUCACAUGCCAGAUGUGGCAGCCUAGUCCCAGGUGCUCAGUAAGCACGGCUACGACAACGACCACAGUCACGGGUCCAACACCCCCUCCGACCACCACGACGGUAACUUCGACAGUGACGGUGACAUCGACCCCGGGCGCGACAACGACCGUCAUUAGCACCACGACAACGACGACGACAUCGACCGAGACCGACGUGACGACCAGCACAUCGACUGAGACAGACACUGUCUUCUCCACAACCACGACCGUCUACGCUGCCUGCGCGACCAACAACUUCGCCGACCAGUAUGACAGCCAAGGGAUUGGUAACGUCAUCCCUUACGGCGUCGGCGGGGCAUACGCCGCCUACGACACCCUGGAGGGGGUUGAUGCAUACCAAUGCUGUGUAGGGGCUCUUCACAGCACCGACCAGAUCUUCAUUUGGGCCUGGUUUCCCGACAACUCAUGCAUCAUGGGUGGCAAUCCUCCGGGGGGCGUGUGCUCACAAGCGACCGGUGAAACCUCCGUUGUCACUGGUGGUGAUCUUGUAGUCGGCAACGGUCCUUGCGGAGAGGUUCUUCCGCCACCGUGAUGUGUAUGCAGUGUUAAUCGGGAAGUUCAGUGUGGAGAAUUUGACAACGAUUAGGAGACUCUGGUAGCGAGAAGUCUCGGGCGAACAGCUGGGACAGUCGAAGCACUCUGAUUCAAGGAAGCGGCCGUUUCAUCAUUCAAACGAAGGCGCACAAUAUUUGUAUAUUCUUUCCCUCUACUUCUAAUGCAAAACAGGACACGGAAUCCAUUCACUCGGUAGCUUCCUUUUGCUUUACGGUUACGACGCCGUCUGCCAUGUGAUUCGAUCUGGAAACCCGAGGGCUAAGAGGUAUAUAUAGCUGUCUAGUAGGCUUAGUAGUUUAUUCCGGACACCUAAGAAAUAUUAUAUUUUGUUUUUAAUAUAUUGAGAUUUG